CCCUCAACGUAAAUUGUCUUUCAUUGUUCUUCCACCAAUUCGUCUACAAAAUCAAAUUCCUACAUAUUAUUUCUUUUACUACUACACCAAAAGAAAAAAAAAAAAAUGGAUAAUCAACUUAUUUCACGGAAGCGAGUUUGUGAUGAUUCAGACGAGUUAGAAAUUAACUCACCCGAGGUAAAGAGACUUCGCGAAGAUCUCUUAGACGACUUAUAUGACUCGGAGUAUAAUGAUAAUAAUAAUAAUGAUAAUAAUACUCCGAGUCAUGAUCUCGAUUCGUACAUGAAGAGUUUCGCAGAAGAAAUUACAUCUUUGCCGCAACCCGAAUUAGGGUACCUUCUAGAAGCAUCUGAUGAUGAACUAGGACUCCCUCCGCCGAAAGAAAUUUCGGCGGCCAUCGAGUCGUCAGUCCAAGUUGUUACUGAGUCGCCUCGACUCAAUAACGAGUUUUGGCCGAGUUAUGAAGACUCGUUCGAUUGUGGAAUUAUUGAAUCGGACCACUAUAGUGGGAAUAUUAUGGGUGAAUAUGUUGGGUUAGAUGGGUUAUUUGAUUAUUCGGAGUCGGGUUUCGGGUCGGGUGAUUUUCUUUGGAGACCCGAAACUUUACCCGCAAAAUAGAUUAUAGGGAAAAAAUAUUGUAAAGAUUUUUAUAAUUUUAGUUUUUUUUCUUAUAUACUAUUGUUUGAUUAGAAACAGAAAGCAAGAAGAAAUUAUGAAAUAUUCAUGAUCUA
Molecule: messenger RNA, 731 nt
Organism: Capsicum annuum
Lineage: Eukaryota; Viridiplantae; Streptophyta; Magnoliopsida; Solanales; Solanaceae
Exons: 1
Coding region: 106-618 (170 amino acids)
Source: RefSeq, a predicted model, not a curated record